CUAUUUGAAAGAUAACAGUUGGCAAUCGUGAAUACUGAUUGUUAAGAACAAUUGUGUGUGUAAUCUGUUAACAAUAUUAAUAACUAUUAAUAAAAUGUCUGAUCGUUUAACCCAAUUACAAGAUCUUGUUAACCAGCAAGCAGAUAAUUUUUGCAAUGCAAUCGGAGUUUUGCAACAGAAUUCAACGCCUACAAAAUUUUCUUCCUCUGAUCGAAAUGACAGUCAAACCCCAAAUCAGGCCCCAAAUCAGCAACAGAGCCAGGAAGAUUAUACCCAGUUGUUCUCUACUCUCAUCUCAAGGUGUGCAAAAGAUAUUGAUACACUAAUUGAAUCUCUUCCCAAUGAGGACAGUUCAACAGAGCUACAAAAUAAUAGCUUAAGAGUUCUUGAAACUGAAAACCAAGAAGCUGCUGAUAGAUUAGAAAAGAUGGUGGCAAGGGGUGAACUGUUAUUGGAAAAAAUACAAAGUGCACUUCGUCAUAUAGCACAAGCUCAACUGGAUAUGCAAAUUCCUUCUUCAUCUAUAGAGGCUGCAAAAGAUGCAUAA
Messenger RNA from Ctenocephalides felis (cat flea), 547 nucleotides. RefSeq names its product mediator of RNA polymerase II transcription subunit 21-like. The coding region runs from base 95 to 547 and encodes 150 amino acids. Gene Ontology annotation, molecular function: transcription coregulator activity. The transcript has a single exon. The record is from RefSeq and is a predicted model, not a curated record. Gene Ontology annotation, cellular component: mediator complex. Gene Ontology annotation, biological process: regulation of transcription by RNA polymerase II. Lineage: Eukaryota; Metazoa; Arthropoda; Insecta; Siphonaptera; Pulicidae.